Messenger RNA from Pieris macdunnoughi, 4278 nucleotides. The record is from the annotation of a GenBank genome assembly. NCBI's taxonomy places the organism in Eukaryota, Metazoa, Arthropoda, Insecta, Lepidoptera, Pieridae.
AUGCACAUCCUUUUGAUAAUUCGACAGGGUGUGGAGCGCAGUGAGGGCGCGGGCGGCGGCUUCGCCGGCGCGGCCGCCGCGCUCAACGGCUCUCCGUCGGAUCGCCCGGAGGAACCCCCCAACAAGCGGCCUAAGCUAAUUCUCGCAGAAGAUGCCUCCGCGUUGCGAAAACGUAUUCUCGAAUAUAAGCUGCUGCGGCUCAAGAAUCUGCGCGAAAGGUCGACGGAGCUGCUCAAGGAGCAGUACUUUUUGGAGGCCGGCGGAAACAUGAUCGACUACGUGGCGUGGCGAAAGCGUCCGCCGGCGCCCGCGCUUUUGGCCUACGUAGAGGCGCGGCGCACGGGUGGCGUUGCGGAAUCGGCGGGGGUCAAUCUGGACACGGCCGUCGAUGCGCCUCCGAGCGCGCCGGAGCCGCAGGCGGGCGCCGACGAAGUAGUGGAGAAGGCGCGCGCGGAGGCGGCGGUGGCGGCUCGAAUAGCGGCUCUGGCGCGAGGGGGCCUCUGGGCCGAGCGGAGGCUGCCGCGGGUGUUGGAACCGCCCCGCCCCAAAACGCACUGGGACUACCUGCUCGAAGAGAUGGCUUGGCUUGCGCAGGAUUUCGCGCAUGAGCGCAAAUGGAAAAAACAGGCCGCUAAGAAGUGCGCGCGAGCUGUACAGAAAUAUUUCCAAGAUAAAGCUGUAGCAGCACAAAAAGCAGAAAAAGCUCAAGAAUUACAGUUGAGAAAAAUCGCGGCAUUUGCAGCUAAAGAAAUCCGGACUUUUUGGACCAACGUUGAAAAGGUGGUGGAAUGGAAGCGGUCGGUCCGCGUAGAGCGCGCGCGUAAGCAAGCGCUGGACGAGCAGCUCAGCUACAUCGUCGAUCGAACCGAGCGUUACUCGCGGCAGCUCGCCGCCAACCUGCACCCCGAGCGGCCGCCCUCCGACGACGAAUUCCAACCGCGCGGCGACUCCGACGACGACGAGGAGACUAUCGCCGCCGCCGAACGGGAAGACCCGGCCGACCACGGCCGGGAACUGGACGCGCUGCGCCGGGAGUCGCGGCUCGACCUCGGCGAGCUGCUGCCGGCCGGCUACCUUCCCGAGCAUUCGCCGCCGCCGUCCGACUACGGCGGCGACGAGGAUUCGGCCGACGACGAGAGCACCAUCGACGAGCAGGAGCGCGCCGAGCGGCCCGACGAGACGGCCGCCGAACUGGCCGCGCUGCGCAGCGAGGCCGACCUCGAUAUCGACGAGCUGCUGCGCCGAUAUCCACGACGGUCCGUCGGAGUCGAAGCCGACGCCGACGCCGAGCCGAAGCCGAAGCCGACGAGGCCGAGGCCAGUGGAGGCGGCCGCUUCGCUGGCGGCCUCGCUCCAGCCCACCGGCACCACGCUGUCCGACACGGCGGUGGGCACGCCGGUCCCGCGGCUGCUGCGCCACACGCUGCGCGAGUACCAGCAGGUGGGGCUGCACUGGCUGGCCACGAUGCACGCGCGCCGCCUCAACGGCAUCCUGGCCGACGAAAUGGGCCUGGGCAAAACCAUCCAGACGAUCGCGUUGCUGGCGCACCUGGCCCUGGAGCGACACGAUUGGGGGCCCCACCUCGUCGUGGCGCCCACGUCGCUCGUGCUCAAUUGGGAGUGCGAGUUCAAGAAGUGGUGUCCGGCUUUCAAGCUGCUCACCUACUACGGCACGAUCAAGGAGCGCAAGCUGAAGCGCGUCGGCUGGACCAAGGCCAACUCUUUCCACGUCUGCAUCACGUCUUACAAACUAGUCGUUCAGGAUCAUCAGAGUUUUCGGAGAAAGCGCUGGAAAUAUUUAAUACUCGACGAAGCGCAGAACAUCAAGAACUUUAAAUCUCAGCGUUGGCAGAUGCUGCUCAAUUUUCAAACCGAGAGGCGGCUGCUGCUGACGGGCACGCCGCUUCAGAACAGUCUGUUAGAGCUGUGGUCGCUGAUGCACUUCUUGAUGCCCAGCGUGUUCGCCUCGCACUCGGAAUUCCGCGAGUGGUUCGCGCCCGUGGCCGGCAUCGCCGAGGGCGCCUCCUCGCGCCAGUCCGACGCGCUGCUGCGGCGCCUGCACGAGGUGCUGCGCCCGUUUCUGCUGCGCCGCCUCAAGGCCGACGUCGAGCGCCAGCUGCCGCGCAAGCACGAGCACGUGCUGCUCUGCCGGCUCGCGAAGCGGCAGCGUUUUCUGUACGACGACUUCAUGUCGCGCGCCAAGACCAAGGAGAGUCUCGCCUCGGGCAACCUGCUCAGCGUCAUCAACGUGCUCAUGCAGCUGCGCAAGGUGUGCAACCACCCCGACCUGUUCGAGCCCCGCCCCGUGACCUCGCCCCUCCACCUGACCCCGCUGAGUCUGCGCGUGCCCGCGGUCGCCUUGCUGGCCUCCGUCGACGAUCGCCGGGCCGCGGCCGCUCGGCUCGGGGGCGACCUCGCCUCGCUCGAGCUGCACGUCGUCGACGCCUUCGCCGCGCACCGAGCUCGACACCUGGCGCCCCCGCGCCGCCUCGUCGAGGAGCUCGCCGAGAGACCCGCGCCGACGGCCCCGCGGCCUCCGCCCGCCGCCCUCCGCCUGCACUUGCGCCUCGUCCCGCGCGCCCCGCCCUCGCGGCUGUCCGCCGUCGCGCCGCAGCCUCCGCGACUCGUGUCCGCGGCUCCGCGCGCGUCCGAAGCUCCCGCGCCGGUCGUCCCUCAUCCGCGCGAAGGCGGCGCGAGCGGACGGCUAGAGGCGCAUCGGGCGAGCUGCAUGCGACGCGCGGCUCGCGUCAACGAGCGGAGGUGCUGGCGCCUGCCGCUGUUCGGCGCCGACCUGCGCGCCGCACUGAGCGUGCCGCCGCCGCCGCCGCCGUUCGCGCCCAAGACUGUCGACGACAUUCUUGCGGAAAUGCACGACGUCAUCGACCGGUUCGGCAUAUGCUGGGCGCCGUGCCGUGCCGAGCCGCCGUCGCUGGCCUGCGGGGGCGGCGAAGGCGCGAGGGCUUGGCGCCGCCGCGAAUCCGGGCUGCGGCGGGCGUUGGCUCCGCCGCUGCGGCUGGCUCUGGCCCAGGUGCACGCGCCCGCGCAGCGCCAAGCCGUGGCCUUCCCGCACCCUCGUCUGCUGCAGUACGACUGCGGCAAGCUGCAGACGCUCGACGGGCUGCUGCGGAGGCUCAGGGCGGGCGCGCAUCGCGUUCUCAUCUUCACGCAGAUGACUCGCGUGCUCGACGUGCUCGAGGCGUUCCUGUCGAUGCACGGGCACACGUACCUGCGCCUGGACGGCGCCACGCGCGUCGACCUGCGCCAGCCGCUCGUCGACCGCUUCAACACGGACCCGCGCAUCUUCGCCUUCAUCCUGUCCACUCGCAGCGGCGGCGUCGGCCUCAACCUCACCGGCGCCGACUCGGUCGUGUUCUACGACUCCGACUGGAACCCGACGAUGGACGCGCAGGCGCAGGACCGCUGCCACCGCAUCGGCCAGACGCGGGACGUGCACGUGUUCCGGCUCGUCACCGCCGCCACCGUCGAGGAGAACAUCCUGCGCAAGGCGGAGCAGAAGCGGGCGCUAGGCCACCUCGCCAUCGAGGACGGCCACUUCACGACGUCGUACCUGCGCGACACCAACGUCCGCGAGCUGUUCGGCGGCGAGAGCGGCGGCGCCGCGGCCGACGGCGGCGAUCUGGAGAGCGCGCUGGCCGCGUGCGAGGACGAGGCCGACGCGGCGGCGGCGGUGGCCGCGCGCGCCGAGGCCCAUCGCGACCUCGCCGAGUUCGACGAGAGCGUGCCCCUCGACGACGCGGCCGAGGCGCCCGUCGACGCGCCCGACGAGUGCGUGGCGCUCGUCAAGCAGCUGAGCCCCGUGGAGAGAUACGCCAUGCGCGUGGUGGAAAGCGGCGAGGCGGCCACGGAGGCCGAGCGCGCCGCCCUCGAGGACAUGCGGCGCCAGCUGCGCGAGUGGGAGAAGGCGCGUGCCGCCCUGCGCGACCGCCCCGACGCGCCCGACCAGCCCGACCGGCCCGCCGAGCCGCGCCUCGACGACGACGAGGAGCCGCUCACCUACGGCGGCGAGGAUGCGCGCACCAAGGUGCGUGGGCGCCGGAGAGUCAAGCGCGGCGCGCCGCAGUCGGCGCCGCCGCCGCCGCCCUCGCCGCCGCCGUCUCCGCCCGGCGGCGCGCCGCGAACUCGCUCCAGAGGCACGGUGCACAUCAACCUGUGGACGCUGGACGAGCGCGAGGGCGCGGCCCGGCGCCGCAACGGCACGCUCGACUCCUGGCUGGCCGAGGGGGCGGAGGCCGACGACCGCGACGUCGAUAAUAAAUGA